Messenger RNA from Rotaria sordida, 741 nucleotides. Lineage: Eukaryota; Metazoa; Rotifera; Eurotatoria; Philodinida; Philodinidae. The record is from the annotation of a GenBank genome assembly.
AUGUCAACAGUUGGAUAUGGUGAUAUCUCUUGCAAGACUUAUCUUGGCAGAUUUUUCGUGCUUCUGUUUCUCAUGAGUGGAUUGGCAGUAUUUGCUACAAUAAUUCCGGUACUUCCCGAUCUAUUCGGUUCAAAAGGUCCGUACGCCGGUCAAUACAAGACAGUGAAAGGCAAACGUCACGUUGUCAUCUGUGGUUAUAUCGCACCACAUUCGUUGGCACCAUUUCUUCGUGAUUUUCUCCAUAAAGGUCGCAAUCAAGCGGAUAAACUCGAUGUCGUCAUUAUUGACAGGCAUAGUUUUAGUAAAAUUUUGAUGAACACAAUGUUCUUAGUUUUUAUUGACAGAAAAACGCCAGAGAUCGAAAUGGAAGCUCUACUCAAACGAUACUACACAAAAGUACAUUAUUUUGUUGGUAGUAUCAUGAAUAUAGCUGACUUGCAACGUAUACAAGUCGAUAAAGCUACAGCCUGUUUGAUCAUUGCCGAUAAAGAAUAUUCAGAUCCAAAUAGUGACGAUUCGGCGAAUAUCAUGCGAGUGAUAAGCUGGAAUACGGACGAAGACGAAAUUAUCUGUAUUGCCGAGUUGAAACUUGGUCUUAUCGGCAUGUCAUGUGUCGCACCCGGAUUCUCCACAAUGAUGACAAAUAUCUUUCGGAUGUCGUCUUACAACGCUCUGGCGGCACAACGGAAAGUAUGUGAAAGUAAAUGUUUAAGAAAUGAUUUAUGGAUUCAUCAACAGUAG